AUGUCUGUGUCUGAGGUCUCACCCAAACCCAAACACGAUGAACAUACAACUAUCGCAAGUGUCGAUAUCGACUCCAAGGCCGAAAAGGCCUUGGUCUGGAAGUUCGAUCUCCACUUGCUCCCCGUCUUGGCUAUGAUGUACCUUUUCAACAGUCUGGAUAAGUCGAAUUUGGGUAAUGCAAAGACCGCCGGGCUUACAGAGACCUUGCACCUUGUCGACAACCAGUACAGCACUAUUCUCAGUAUAUUCUAUGUUCCAUAUGUUCUCACAGCCCCAUUUCUUGGUUUGCUUGGCAAGAAAUUCGGUCCCAAUGUCGUGUUGCCUUGCAUGAUGUUAGGCUUUGGCCUAUGCACUGUUCUCAUGGUCGCCGUUAAGAACUUCAGUGGUCUACUUGCUAUUCGCUGGUUCCUGGGUAUGGCCGAGAGUGCCUUCUUUCCAUUGGUCAUCUACUACCAAACAACUUUCUAUCGUCGUGGUGAAUUAGCCCGUCGUCUCGCUAUUUUCUACGCUGCCCAGAAUAUCGGCUCCGCCUUUUCUGGCUUACUUGCUUUCGGCGUCUUCCAGAUUCAGUCAGGACCCCUCGCAUCAUGGCGAUACCUCUUCUUGAUCGAAGGCGGCGCAACCCUAAUUUGCGCCGUGUUCGCACUAUGGUAUCUUCCCCGCUCGGCAUCUGAGGCAAGCUUCCUCACGCCCGAAGAGAAAGAACUCGCCUACCUCCGAUUGCAAAUUGACAGUUCGGCCGUCGUUAACGAAAAGCUGAAUAUUCGCGACUCAUUCCGCAUUUUUAAACACUGGACUAGCUGGGCUAUUCUCGCUAUUGAGAUGUGUCUUGGUGUCCCCCUCCAGGGCGUCUCGCUCUUCUUACCUGUUAUUAUCGAGCGUCUGCAAUACAGUACUGUCAAGACGAACUUGUAUACAGUUGCGCCUAACGUUUCCGGAGCAGCUGUGCUGCUCAUUCUAGCCUUCUGCAGUGAUUGGACGAGAUGGCGAUUCCCAUUCAUCGCGCUUGGGUUUUUGUUCACUUUUACCGGAAUGGUGAUUUAUGCCGCCAUUGAUGUUGAGAAUAAUAUUAAUGUGGCUUAUUUUGCUUCCUUCCUCAUGUGUUGGGGUACAUCUGCGCCCUCUGUGCUGCUUGAUGUCUGGUAUAACAACAACAUUGCCAAUGAGGGACAGCGUGUCGUUUUGACUAGUAUUGCCGUUCCUGUGGCUAAUAUGAUGGGUGUUGUUGCUUCGAACAUCUUUCGCAGUCAGGAUGCGCCAAAGUACAUCCCGGCUUUGGUCACUACCGCUGCCUUUGGUGGUGUUGGUAUCGUCUUGACGAUUUCUCUGGGACUUUGGAUGAUGUGGGAUAAUAAGCGGAGAGAUCUAGCUCAGGGUGUGCAUGUGCAGGCUAAAGAUAUCCCGACGGAGAAUCUUCGGGACGGUCCGGCUGGGGAAUGUUUCCGGUGGUUUUAUUAA
This is a messenger RNA of Penicillium pulvis, 1458 nucleotides long. RefSeq names its product putative MFS transporter. Gene Ontology annotation, molecular function: transmembrane transporter activity. Gene Ontology annotation, cellular component: membrane. The coding region runs from base 1 to 1458 and encodes 485 amino acids. NCBI's taxonomy places the organism in Eukaryota, Fungi, Ascomycota, Eurotiomycetes, Eurotiales, Aspergillaceae. The transcript has 2 exons. Gene Ontology annotation, biological process: transmembrane transport. The record is from RefSeq and is a predicted model, not a curated record.